Molecule: messenger RNA, 2314 nt
Organism: Eublepharis macularius
Lineage: Eukaryota; Metazoa; Chordata; Lepidosauria; Squamata; Eublepharidae
Gene: MMP23B
Product: matrix metallopeptidase 23B
Exons: 8
Coding region: 269-1471 (400 amino acids)
Biological process (GO): collagen catabolic process; extracellular matrix organization; proteolysis
Cellular component (GO): extracellular matrix
Molecular function (GO): zinc ion binding; metalloendopeptidase activity
Source: RefSeq, a predicted model, not a curated record
UUUGCUGUAGUUUUUUCCUUCUUCCACUAACCUAAGAUUGAGUCCCUGAAAUAUGAUACAGCUUGGCAGGGGCUGAUAAAAUACUUGGCUUGUCAAAUGGAGGUUGAAUGUAAAGUCUAACUUUUUUUCAACAUCAUAAAAAAAAAAGAAUUCUUUUGUGAAUAUCCAACCAAAUUGCAUCCAUUUGCUGCCCCAACUGCAACACGCUGAAUAUCGGAUGCUUGCAGACGGGAUACAUUUCUCUGUCUCUCUUUAAUGAAAGACAGCCAUGGAACAUUCUGAAAGGCUUCUCACAGACAAUUCUCCCCGUUUUCUUCCAGCAGACAGUUGGAAAAGUCAUAAAUAUCAAUGUAUCCUGAGCUUCUUGUGCAUUUUCCCACUAGUUGUUCUACUGGCUGCUCUCAGACAUCCGCUUGGAAAAGAAGUUUCCAAAAUUCAGGAAGUGGCUGUAGCACCGAGUUUUCCAAAUGGCAUUACCCCGCCUUUCCGAGGUCUCGUUUUCCCACCUCAUCCCCAUCUGAGGAAGAAACGCUAUACUCUCACUCCAGGGCACCUGAAAUGGGACCACUUCAAUCUGACAUACAAGAUUCUGUCUUUUCCCAGAAACCUCAUCAACGAGAGCCAAACGAGGAAAGGCUUGACUACUGCUUUCCGCAUGUGGAGUGACGUCUCUCCUUUCAGCUUUCAGGAAGUGUUGCCAAGUGCAGCCAGUGACCUGACAAUAGGCUUCUAUUCCAUAAACCACACAGAUUGUCUGGAGUCCCAGAUCCAUCACUGUUUCGACGGCACAACAGGAGAACUGGCCCAUGCCUUCUUCCCACAGACCGGCGAGAUCCAUUUUGAUGACCAUGAAUACUGGAUUGUGGGGGAGACAAGGUUUAGCUGGAAAAAAGGGGUUUGGCUUACUGACCUGGUGCACAUCGCGGCUCAUGAAAUUGGCCAUGCCCUUGGCUUGAUGCACUCCCUGGAUCCAAAUGCCCUCAUGCACCUCAACGCGACGCUGACUGGGAAGAACAAAAUCUCACGAGAUGAGAUGUGGGGGAUCUUCCGGCUUUAUGGUUGUAAAGACCGGCUCUUUGUAUGUCCUUCGUGGACUCGGAAAGGCUUCUGCAAGAAACGGACAAAGCUGAUGAAGAAGCAUUGUCCGUACAGCUGCGACUUCUGCUUGGAUUUCCCUUUCCCAACUGUGGCACCAACUGCACUUCCUCCAAGGAUGAAAACAAGGGCUGUCCCAGAGGGUAGGAAUGUCACCUUCCGAUGCGGGCAGAAGAUCAUUCAUAAAAAGGGCAAAGUUUAUUGGUACAAAGAUAAAGAACUCUUGGAAUAUUCCUAUCCGGGGUACCUCUCGUUGAACGACGACCACAUGAGCAUCAUAGCCAACGCAAUCAACGAAGGCACCUACACUUGUAUUGUCAAGAAAAAGUCGAAGAUCCUCACUACGUACUCCUGGAGAGUCAGGCUGAAGCAGUAGAGGGGAGGGGUGUUUUGCAGGAACUUUGGACUCCUGGCAACCAAAUAUCUAAUCUGCAAAGCACACACAUCCCUCCCCUGUAUGUCACUCAGCUAACUUGUUGGGGAUGCUGGAAUGUCCUCAACCAGACAGAGUCGCUUCUUCUAAAAGAAAAAAAAAGUGUAUGGACAAUUAGAAAAGUUUCCCUUGUAGCCAUCUUCUUGACUAUAGAGAUGGAGAUAGCAGGGCUAUUUUUUGGUUGUUUGUUGGCUUGCCGCUGUGAUGUUACUGUUGACAGAAUGGAAAGUUAUUCCUUAAAAACUACGCUGGACUGGGCUGAAGUGCCAGCCGGUUUCAGAAUCUGAGGCUGACGGAGACACCGGGAUAUUCAUUUCCACGUCUUAGCUAUCAGUUUCUUUCAACGUGAGCCAAGAUGGCCUCAAUUUGAACCGUCUCAGCCUUUGCUUUGUUAAGUGGCCUUAGACGUUCAGCCUCUCGAUUUGCAGCAUCGCUUCUGCUAAGAAUGCAGAAAUACCUUAAGGGAGCAUAAGAAAAGUUAUGGCGAUCCUUGCUAGGAAACGCUCUGAACCGCUUUAAGGUGCUAAGUAACUGUUCAUUGGAACAAUUGUCCUGCCUGAGCCUUUAAAAUACUGUAAAUGAUAGUUAAGCCCUAGAGGUACCAAAGGUGCAAAGGAACUUUAGUGCAUGUUGAGAUGCAUUCCUUUCUUGGUUCCACUCCAACUGCAAAAGCUUCUUUAAAAAAAAACAAAACCUCUUAUCUUCAGCUUCUGGAAGGCUGUGGGGCUGCGUAUGAUCUUUGCCAGUAAAUGACUGCCAUUCUGGUUUAAUAAAGUGCUUCCUCCA